Messenger RNA from Opisthocomus hoazin, 666 nucleotides. Lineage: Eukaryota; Metazoa; Chordata; Aves; Opisthocomiformes; Opisthocomidae. The record is from RefSeq and is a predicted model, not a curated record.
AUGGAGCAGAAUGCCGGCUACGAGUUCGACAUUUGCUUCACCUCGGUACAGAAGCGGGCCAUCCGUACCCUCUGGACCGUCCUGGAUGCCAUCGAUCAGAUGUGGUUACCGGUUAUCCGGACCUGGCGACUGAACGAGAGGCAUUAUGGGGCACUCACCGGUUUGAACAAGGCCGAGACGGCGGCGAAGCAUGGAGAGGAGCAGGUGAAGAUCUGGAGGCGCUCGUACGACAUUCCUCCGCCUCCCAUGCAGUCUGAUCACCCCUUCUACAGCACCAUCUCCAAGGACCGUCGCUACGCUGACCUGACAGAGGACCAGCUGCCGACGUGCGAGAGCUUAAAGGACACCAUUGCCCGGGCUCUGCCCUUCUGGAAUGAGGAGAUUGUCCCGCAGAUCAAAGAGGGAAAGCGAGUCCUUAUUGCUGCCCACGGCAAUAGCCUGCGUGGGAUCGUCAAGCACCUGGAAGGCAUGUCGGAGGCGGCCAUCAUGGAGCUGAACCUGCCCACCGGCAUCCCUAUCGUCUACGAGCUGGACAAGAACCUGAAACCCGUCAAGCCCAUGCAGUUCCUGGGGGAUGAGGAGACGGUGCGCAAGGCCAUGGAGGCCGUCGCUGCUCAGGGCAAGGUCAAGAAGUGAGGGCGGGCAGCAGGCUAGCAUGUAGUAGAG